Dicrocoelium dendriticum is the source of this 693-nucleotide messenger RNA. The record is from the annotation of a GenBank genome assembly. Lineage: Eukaryota; Metazoa; Platyhelminthes; Trematoda; Plagiorchiida; Dicrocoeliidae.
AUGCCCACUGCGGUGGAUCGAUUGCUUGUGUCCGAUCAAAGGGAUCUUCAAUGCAAUACUCCUGUCCGUUGCACUCAGCGAAUUUUUCGUUUACAAUUUCGCCAUCCAACCACUCACGAAAUGAUUCCACGCACUUUACUGCUUCGUCAACUGGAACACAUUGUGAACGCCGUACGUGAUGUUACUUCCACUGCGCCUCCUGUCGGCUUGUUCACAGGCCUACCGCGAGAUGCUUGGGGUCAACUCAACGCCUUACUGCGACAAAAUUCCGUCAACUCAGCAAUUUUGGCUGAUCUGGAGCAUAGUCUCUUCAUUCUUUGUUUGGACGACACGGCUCACUUGCCCACCAGCCAGCCUACGAGUGGCCCGAUCACAUUGGACCCACGUGAAACUGCCAGUGCAGCAAAUUUACUCCACGGCAAUUUGACUAACUCAGGGAAUCGAUGGUUCGACAAGACUCUACAAUUCAUCAUAUCCCGUGAUGGUUCGAUGGGCGUUAAUUUCGAACAUACACCUUCGGAUGCGGGAGCUUUUGUUCCAAUAACUUCUGAUGUAUAUAGUGCCUUCGAUGACCUGGUCACAGACGCGUCCGGUUCUUUGCCACAGUUCGCGUUUCCCAAAGAAUUAGACUGGAUUCCCUUUCCGAACAUGACAGAAGAGAUUGCACUUGCCUUUGAUUCGUUGAAGCAGUGA